AACAGCAAAACGCGGCCAAGUACCAAAACCUUUACUUUCCUUUUUUUUUUUUUUAAUUUGGAAUUUGGAAUUUUUCUCUCCAUCUCAACAUCCCGAGAUUUCUGUUUUGGGUUCCAUUAUCCUGGGAAAAUUUUGUGUGCCCUAAAGUUACUAUUGCAAUUCUAGAUACAAAUUCAGGUAUUUCAUUAUGAUCUCCUUUUGUAUUUGGAUACGCCACUGAUUGUAUUGGGGUUUUAGGGUUUAAGGCGGGUUUUUGCUUCGUUUUGCGUUUUGUUAAUUGGAAAAGAAGAAAGGAUCAGAUUGCCAGAUCGAAUGCGGAAUUGGGGAAUUCGUGUAGUCCUGUUCAUCUGGAAAUGAAGAAAGAAGGUGGAUAGGACUGUGAAAUCUUGAAGUUUUCUUUUAUCUCGUUCAUCUAGAAAGUUCUUUUCGUGUUUAAUUUUCACAAUAGAAAACCAUUUCGCGUAAUUGGUUGUACUUUCAUUGUGGUUUUCUUUGUGACCAAACAAGCUAUUUGAUCUUGGGGUGAUGUGAUGGCACUUGGAUUUGUCUGGAACCUGCAAAAUGUUUGGCCCUUUUCGGCGCUUAAAUUCGAUGACCUAAGAGCGUCCCGUGAAUUAGUUCGAAAACUUCCGAUACCUGAUUGCACGAAACAGUUUGUUUAUGCCGUUAAGGAUCAAGAAACUCAAUCUGUGAUAUACAUCCUCUCUGCUCAGAGUUUAUCUGAGCGGUCAACUUCAGAUGUCGUGUGUUUGAUUAGGGAGAUUAGGCCUGAAGCCGUGGUUGCCCAGGUGCUUUCUCACGGGACCGAAAUACUCACCGAAGAGGGUGAAUUAGCUGAUGGUGUUGAGAAUCCCCUUCCCACUUCGUCGUUUGAAGUUCUGAGAAGAUGUUUUUUGGAUAAGGUUAACAAGGAGAAGUAUGAGGAUGUAGCUGGCAAUUUGGUUUUGCGAGAGAUUUUUGGCAUUAGUUUCCAUGGACAUCUUUUGGCAGCCAAGAAGGCGGCUCAAGAGGUUGGUUCGUCAUUCUUGGUGAUUGAAUCAUCAUGUUUGAAAGGUUUUGGGGGAGAUGAUGAUACAUCCGGUGAAAGUGAUGUGGUGAACAAGUUCCAAGGGUUGGUUAGUAGUUUGGUUCCACAGAAAGUUUUUGGUUCAGCUGUUACGUUGAGUUCAAGGAGGCUUUUCUUGACUAAUGAUAUUCAGUCACAAAUGGUGAAGCUGUUAUCACCGCACUUGGAGAUGUCAAUAUCAAGAUUAAGUCCAUCAAGGUCAAUUACUGAAAAGGAAAUUCAGCCGCAAGACAAUUACGAGGCUCCACCAUUUGCUCAGUCCGUUUAUCCAUUGCUUGUUGAUCUACACAAUAUAUUUGUGGAUCUCCCAUCAAUUGGAAGGGCUCUAGCUCGUGCUCAGAAGAUGCUAUAUGAUGUAAACAAGGGGGAAGCUGUGGAUAACAAAAUCAUAUCUGAGGUUUAUACCUUCCGAAUUGCAGUUGAGGGGCUGAGAAUUGCUCUGAACAAUGCUGGUAGACUGCCAAUCAACAAAAUAGGAAAUCCCAACUUGGUUAAAACCGAGUUCUCUGACCUUUCAGUUGAGGAAAAAUCACAGGUACUCUUUGCACAAGCGCUUCGUGCCCAGACUAAGAAGUUCAAGACCAUAGUUGCAGUAGUGGACGCCAGUAGCUUAGCAGGUCUUAGGAAACACUGGAACCAUCCAGUUCCUUUAAAAGUUAAGGAUUUGAUCGGACAGCUUUAUGAGGGCGAGGAUGGUGAUGGAGAGGUGCCAAAUCAAGCGGACCGAAAGCAUUUGUUGACUGGUAAACCCGUGGUGGCAGUGGGAGCAGGGGCAACAGCAGUUUUGGGAGUUUCAUCUCUCUCUAAAGUUGUCCCGGCAUCAACUUUUAUGAAGGCUGUAACCUUCAAUGUCCCUGCUUCACUCAAAAUCUUCCUAACCCAAUCACAGAAAGCAAUGGGAUUGGCCCUUGGAAAAACUCUGGGUCCAUCGAAACUUAUUUCUGGAGUCAAAACAUCAUCAGCUUUGAAAGUAACUGCUUCUGCCGAGAAGAUCCGUGCUGUUGCCCAUGGUGUCAUAGCCUCAGCUGAGAAAACCAGCCUCUCAGCCAUGAGAACAGCAUUCUAUGAAAUAAUGAGAAAACGUCAGGUCCGGCCAAUAGGUUUCCUACCAUGGGCAACGUUCGGGUGUAGUGUCGCAACGUGCUCGGGGUUGCUUGUUUAUGGAGAUGGGAUUGAGUGUGUAGCUGAAUCUCUUCCUGCUGCUCCAUCCAUUGCCAAUUUGGGUCGCGGGGUUGAGAGAUUGCGAGAGGUGUCUCAGGAGGUCAAGCAGACAGACAGCAACAGAAUACAAAAGUCUGUAGAAUCUCUAGUGUCCAGAUUGAAGAAAGUAAAGAUUCAAUAGAAUAAAGAGCACGAUUCUUCCCUUUCAGUGGCAGCUGUUCUCUUCAGAAAGUGAAUCUUUUUGACCAAGUGAUUUACUUCAAAUUUUCUAACGUGUAUAUAUAUAUAUAUAUAUAUAGAGAGAGAGAGAGAGAGAGAGAGAGAGAGAGAGAGUCGAAUUGAGUCUGCCACAGGUUUGGUUUGUAUUUUUGGUAGGUGUUAUUACUUAUUAUGUUUGCUGCAGCUUCUUUAAAGGAUUUAUAGAAAUCUUUACUGAAUCUUCUCGUCAUUUGUAUAUAUGAAGUGUCAAUUUUGAAGGAGUUGAUGUAGUGAUCUUAUA
Messenger RNA from Morus notabilis, 2726 nucleotides. RefSeq lists its product as uncharacterized. Bases 531 to 2408 code for a protein of 625 amino acids. NCBI's taxonomy places the organism in Eukaryota, Viridiplantae, Streptophyta, Magnoliopsida, Rosales, Moraceae. The transcript is spliced from 2 exons. The record is from RefSeq and is a predicted model, not a curated record.